Molecule: messenger RNA, 1722 nt
Organism: Pseudomassariella vexata
Lineage: Eukaryota; Fungi; Ascomycota; Sordariomycetes; Amphisphaeriales; Pseudomassariaceae
Exons: 1
Coding region: 1-1722 (573 amino acids)
Source: RefSeq, a predicted model, not a curated record
AUGACAGAAUUGUGGCAGAGGUAUCAGCUAAAUGUCCUCGCUGCCACGGAUGACUCAUAUUACGGCCAUUAUAGCCACAGAAGCCAGAGAUCUCAGUCAUGCGACCCCGAAGGACGGUCUGGGGAAGCGUCCGGCCAAGAUCAGCCCUCUUCAAUAUCUGUGCCGGACUUCACUGCCAGAGCUAUGGCUUUUCACAAGUUCGCCGUGCCGGAGUCUCAGGGCUUCUCAUCACAGCCGAUUUCGUCCCUCACUCCAAGAGAAGCCGCUCUGGACCGCGAUUCAUUACCCGUAACCCAUCAGACCACCAACACUCGAGGUACUAAACGGCCAGAUUCGCCAUUCCCUGAAGACAUUGAGUGUGAUGCCAUCCUAGAAGCCCAGCGUGCAAAGCGUUUGGACCGGUCCCCCCUCCCCCCAGCCGUUAAACUCACCACCACCCAAGAAUCCAACCGCUCAGCGUCGCCUCAAGACCCUACCUCAUCACAAAGCUGUAGCUUCUUCGACGAAAGCAGCGCUUCAGAUGCUUCGGGCCACGUUGCACAACGUCGUAGCCCCUCCUCGUUUUCAGCCGAUGUAAACUUGGGACUCUCUGUUUGUGGUCUACCCUUUGAGGAUGUCAUCAACAUGACUGUGACGAAUCUGCCUGCGGAGAUGCGUGAACUUUUCUCCUUGGAUCAGAUUCAAAACUUCAUAUACUCUGAGAUUCUGAACCGCCCUCAAGACAUUAAGACGCUGAUCGAGCGAACCCGAGCCCGUCUGAACAGCCAACUCAUCAUGCAAAGACGACCUCUGACACUCGCGCGCCCCCAGGCAGUACGGACAAGUCGGUCGGAGAGGCGGCUACCUGCCGGUGCACAUCUUGAGCGAAUAAACACGGGUGAGAGUCCAGUUAUCACCCCGGACGCAUCUCCGGUCGCGUCCCCUGCCGCGCCCCCAGCACCCGGCCCAGGUCCUACCAAGGGUAAGAGUACUUUGGGGUUGGCAACCGGCGAGCUAGGAAAGUCAUUCCUCCGACCUGCGCUCCAGAGUCUGAUCCGCAAGAAGUCAUCAUCCGGACCUGAGCAGACUAGAUCCCUAUCCGAUCAGACUAUCAUCACGAGGUCGGUCGAGUCUGAGCGGCCUCCGCCGGGGCUAGACAAGUCUAACUUCUCCAAGAAGAAGCUCCACACUGUUCAUCCGCUCCCCGAACCCACUACGACAUCAUCCGAUAUCGCUGGCUGGGCCAAGUUCAAGGAUUUUCUGGAAUCCUUCCCUCUCGCAUUCGACCUCGAAAGCGAGGCCCUCCGCGACGAAGACGGCGCCUACCCUACCAAACUCCCCCGCCAGAUGGUGAUCCUCGUCGACAACGAUACCCGCCACGUCCGAGGCGUCUUCACCACGGGUGUGAUCAAGGGAUUCAUGCUCUUGGAGAAGGCACACACCGACUUCGUCUUCGGCGCGCCCGAGAAGUUCCACUGGCGCGGCCGCGACAUCGAGACGGGCAUGCCCAUGACGGGCUCGGGAUACCUGACCAUAUCGAAGUCGAUGUCUUCCAACAGAGCCGAGGCAGGGGCUAUGAAGCUGAGUGGGGUUUUCCGCGGCAAGUAUGGCGAGGUCGAUUUCAAAUCUGCCCAGGGCUCGCUACCGAUGGAGGACUGGGUACAAAACCCAGCUUAUUACCGCAAGGGGUGGGAGCUGAUGCUGAGAAGACCCGUGAUUGGAGAGUGGGAUUCUCUGCCGUGA